Molecule: messenger RNA, 1914 nt
Organism: Doryrhamphus excisus (bluestripe pipefish)
Lineage: Eukaryota; Metazoa; Chordata; Actinopteri; Syngnathiformes; Syngnathidae
Source: RefSeq, a predicted model, not a curated record
UUGAUUGACAGGUCCUCCUCUGCAAAACACUUGUCGACGAGGAUGGGAUUCGAACCCACGCGUGCAGAGCACAAUGGAUUAGCAGUCCAUCGCCUUAACCACUCGGCCACCUCGUCUGCUACAUGUGCUCCAUCAGCACUUCACAUGUUGUAUCAAGCUGUGUUGAUUCAGUUUCAGUGGCUUCUCCAUCCAUUCAAGCUGUACACUGACUACUCUCGCUUGUAUAGUAUUUUCCCUUGACAGGGUAUGCUAAAAAUGCUAACUGAAAUGUGACUUUUGUGAGCUACUGCAGAUUGUGGAUGAAAACUUGACACGGGGAAGUCAUUGUGAUGGAAACACAGACGUUUGUGUUGUGUCGUGUUUUCCAGUGCGUGUCAUUCAGCGCUCGUACUCGCCGCCAUCUCUCUCUCUCUCUCUCUCUCUCUCUCUCUCGCCGCUCCCCGACCAAAUCCAAUUACCAGCUACAAAAGAAAGCAGCUCCAGGCCCGAUACUCCAUCAGAUCCUGGUGCUUCUGCAGCCCAGACUCCUGCUGGAGCCCUCAUCAUGUUGAGGGUCUCUGAGGGACACACACACACACACAUACACAUACACAUAUACACAUAUACAUACAGUAUGAGGACAAAGACAUAUGGCUCCCAGGUUCAAACAACACUUGGGGUCAAGGUAAUACUUGAAUGAAGUAAACGACAAAGAGAAUUAAGAACACAUGCUCACUGUUCUAUUUAUUAGGAACAAAUCUAAUGGGAUCCAAUACAAAUCUUGAAUAAAAAAACUACCUUUACAAACAUAAUAAUAUUCAUUCAUAAAUGUUUGUUUAGUUUGUUUUGUGUUGCAUCAGCAGCAUGUAAAUGUGUUACAUGACUGACGCUUGCAUUUUCAAAUUAAUACGUCCAAGAUUUAAAAAAAAAACAUACAUAAACGUCACAUUUAAUUUUGUUUACUGUGUUUCAACUUCCACCGGGUUUGAUUGUAGUUGGAACAUUUGGUGUCCAAUAGCACCAUCUAUUGGUAAAAGUAUUAAAUAGCAGCGCCGUUUAAAGACCACUACGGCAAAACGAUUAGUUUUCAUCUAGUGUACAUUUUCAUUUACAUUAGUUAGUUUUUUGUUUUAUUUACGCAGAGUUUACAGUUUAGUUUUAUUCACGUCCGAUACCGGCACUAUAUCAGCAAAGGAUAUGUUGGGACUUUUACUUCCGCUGAGACUUUUAUUUGGACAUUUGUAACCGGAAGCUGGAGAGACGAUCUGUCAAACAUGGCGACGGCCGGAGGAGAUGUGAUGAGAUACCCGGAGUAUGCUCCGAAAAACACUUCGAGGAGUGACGCAGAGAUUGACAGACAGCUGGGACGCACGUUGAUUGUGGUCGGUCUCGGCGUGGCUGCUGCAGGUUUUGCUGGUCGCUAUGCAUUCCGUCUGUGGAAACCUCUUGGACAGAUGUUCACCGACACCGUCAAGAAGAUGCCAACAUCUACGUUUUCGUCGUAUUACAAAGGAGGCUUUGAGCAACAGAUGUCCAAACGAGAAGCCAGCCUCAUCCUCGGCAUCAGCCCGGGAAGCACCAAGUCCAAAGUGAGCGAGGCACAUCGGAGGAUCAUGUUGCUCAACCAUCCGGAUAAAGGUGUUCUCGUGCAGGUGGGUCACCGUAUCUCGCCACUAAGAUCAACCAGGCCAAAGACUUCCUGGAGAAGGACAUGCGGCGGUGACCUUUGCCGUGUCUGGACUGCAGCAUGGACAUCCUGCUUGGAGACUCUCAUUGACUUCAAUCAUUUCCAUGUUACUGUUUAUUAAAUGAUGACAUAUGGUGUGGUUACAGCUGUGAUCAGAUGAUUAUAUCAUCUAUUUAGGGAACAAUACUAUAUUGUCAUCGGACAUUUGUGUGGUGAAAUGUUUUAUUUAAAUAAAUUCUAGUGUGAAA